Messenger RNA from Porites lobata, 13307 nucleotides. The record is from the annotation of a GenBank genome assembly. Lineage: Eukaryota; Metazoa; Cnidaria; Anthozoa; Scleractinia; Poritidae.
GUGGCUGUUUCCCUCUAUCUCUUCAGUUUAAAUCUAAACAAUCUUUCAAAUAUAGAAACUCCGGAGAAACGAACUUGCUAAUUUUGCAAGUUGAUCUUUUAAGCCUCGUUAUGGUGUAGCGAAGUAAAUUGCCACAUUGACUAAUACUGUAUUCCAAAUGUUUAAUUGGCCUCCUAGGUUGAUUGAAGGCAAUCUACAACUUUAAUGUAGAUUUCGCGACCAUGCUAAAGUCAGUUUAUUUUAUAUAUUUGUCAACGUAACUCGACUGGGAAGCUGAUACCAAUAUUUAUUCAAAAUAACUGUUAAGAUAUUUGUCUCCCUCGCACAUUCCGUCCAAUUUACCUGUCACUGUGUGAACAUCUGCUUCACGUAGGUUUUGUCUUAGCAAAAUAAGUCUAGAAGGUCAAUGCUCUAUUUUUCUUCGUGUUUAAGCAGCCGGGCUACGUGUUUUUAAACCUGCGUGAAAGAUCAUGUCUGUCUUGAGAAAUGAUGUCAACAGAGCGACUCUUAUUUAACCAAAACGUAGUUAUAGAAUUUGGAUACAACGCCAGCUUCUUCUCUUUUCUCGCCGGGCGGCAUCAGGGAAAAUGUCAUCUCCGUUGUUCUGCCUCGCUAUUCUUACAUUGGCUUCAUUGACUUCUGCUGAGUAAGUACCAACAAACAUAACAUUUAUUGAUAUGAACAUUAGUACAUUUCUUUAAAAAGAAACCGCUAUUUUAUCUCAAUGAAAAUUAAAUUUUCCAUAUGAAAAGUUCGAACGACAAUAAACUAACACCAGGGUAUAUUAGCUUUUUUGUAAAGUAGUAUUACCUUCUUAGUGAAUAGAAUAGUUUUAAUGAUUCAGUUUUUAUUAGAAGUGAUAAACCGAGGAAUAUAUAGUACCCAUUUGUGCGUAUGGUAGGCGCAUUUAAAGAAUCAAUUCCCAACGUUACGAGUUGCGAUCAAAGGAGUUGUUAGAAGGACGUUUUCUUCGCUUAAGACUACCAUCGUAGAAUAGCUUUCACUCUCUAAGCUAUUAAAACAUACCUAUAAAUUUUUACUUGCCCUUCAGUGUUUUCAACGGUUCAUAAUGGGACAUUUAGUUUAACAGAUUAUUGCUUGUCAACCUCCUUUUUUUUCAAGACAUUCGCUAGGAAAUAAAGCAGCGACUGACAUGUAAAUUAUGAUAAAGCAGGCAUACCAACCAUCGUUUAUCGUUUUUUAAAGUUUUUAGAUCUGAUCUUGAAUACAUUAUCCAUAAUUGAAGAAUAAACUUCAUUGAGAAACAACAAGCUCAUAGAGAAAAAAAAACACUUUUACUAAAUUUUGCCUCCCAAAGUCAUUUCUUUUUUAAAAGAGACUAAAAAUCGUUUUGUGUUAUAAAAUUAAAAUAUACACCCUGUGUUUUAAGUCGAGUAAAAUUUAUAAAACGUUGUGGGCUGUUUUCCUAACGACGUUUUUAUUGCAUGUCUACUCAUACUCAGUGACAUCAUCAAGCACGUUUUCCUGCCUUUUAUAAACAGCUGGUCUGAUCAAAGUUCAUCUUUACUUUGCUCGCCCAAGCAUCUAUUUUUCUUCCUUUUUCCUUAAUUUCCUUUGAUGUUAAAAAUAUACAUAUGCAUACUUUUCGAACAAUCGUUUUGAAUUCAUUGUUUUAAAUUAAGUUCACCGAUUCUUUGCCUUUUAUGCCAGUGAGCUUCAAUAAAAUUUUAACUGAAUUCUCAUUGCAAUUAAACCUUUAUUUUUAAAAACUCCAUUAACCUUCAGCUGCUGAAUUUAGAGGAAAUGGAAGUCUUUAUUUAAAUUUUUGUGACAUUUUAUAUUCUUUUCCACGCGACUGUUCCAAUUUUGUCAUACCCGCAAGCGAUUUAAGAACUUGAUCAAUAAGUAGAGAGGGCUUGUUCAAUCUAUAAUUUAGGAUUAAGAGGUUUUACAGUUUCGGUUUUUCUUCGCAUUAUAAGACCAUUUAAUUCCCACCUUUUUUUCAUAGAAGUUGGUUAUGACUUUUACAAAAUGCCUAUUAAACAGAGUUAAGCCAUUGUUUAAAUAUAUAACAAAAACGCUUUCUAAGCCAUUUUCUCUUUACCCAGCGGUUUAUCUAAACACCGUCAGUCGUGAACAUUUUCAUGGAACCAAACAGGGGCUAGAAAACAUAUAUCUUCUUGAACUGAUAUUAAGCCACUUAGGAAAAGAUCAGGAGGUUCAAUGAUUUCCUAAACCGCGACCUAAGUUUCUAGGCGCGCGUUCAUCACUACCUAGUUUGGUUGCUUUCAUGCUCGAUUUUAUAAUUUUUAUUUGACUAUGAUUUCAUGAACUCCACCAAUUUUCCCUGAGGGAUAAUUUAUGCUAUGGUUCAAUAAUAUAACCAAGGACCACUAAUGAACAAUAAAUCAACAAUGGCAUAAGAUUAGGUUAUGGCUGUUCACACGAGUAUGUUUUAGUUUCUACAGUGUGUUCUGAAACGUGCGUUAACACGAGUUUGUAAACGCAAGCAGUAGUAACGUUUUUAUACUUGUCCACAAAGAUAAUUGCUGGUUUAUUCCACAUGAGGUCAUAGCGGCAAUUUUAGUAGUCUCCCUUGAGAACUAAAUUCUAUUUUUGUGGAAAUUCUCCUCAUUGUAUUGACCAUGCAUUGUAUAUAUUGACCACCAAUACGGGCCGACUUGUCACGUGAUUGCAAACCAACAACGACAAAUCAGAAUGCGACUCGGUGCUUAAUUUCUUGUUCUGCCAUUGGUCAAUUCGGUUUUAACGACUGCCGGCCUCGUCGUCUCUGUUGUUACGUUGACGGCAUCCGGGAAUAAUAUCUCAUUCAAUAGUUUUAGUGAGCUAAGCAACUCUGCACGUGUAACAAGCUUUUCUGUAAAUUUUUUCACCGUUCCUCAACAACUACGACAAAACUACGGGGAGAAAAAAAAACAAGCUUUGGCUACGUCCACUCUAAUCCGGAUAUUUUUGAAGCGUUUUUUUUUUUUUUUUUACUUUUUUAAACAAAUUAGCCUUCCGUCCCAAGAAACCAACAGGAAGCUUAAGUCUAGCUUAAACACCCACGACGGCGACGGCUACAAAAACGUCACUUGAAUUCGCGCUGCCUCAAACUUUAUCGCGCUUAUUCCAUCUCAUUUAAUUCGUCAAAUGUGGUCAAUUUUUUUGGAAUUGAAUUCUGAAGGACUGUACCAAAAUUCAGGAAAAGAAAAAGAAAGUUGUUGUCUUGUGGUCCCGUCCUCGACAAAAAGUGAAAAUAGGCACUUUUACGUUGUAGUCGCGCAGCAACGGCAGAGAAAUGUAGAAAAAAGCCUGAUGAACGUGCAAAGUUGUUGUUUUAACAAUCUAAACCGAUUGCUUUUUUGCCGUUCUCAUUGCCAUCGCCGUCCUCGCUGCUUUAGCUCCCUAAUGAUUCCGCUCAAGGAAACCGCAUCUUUUUGAAACCGCUCCCCAGAGUGAUUUAACGUUCCGUUUACACGAUUCCGGCCUUACACCUUUAAACGCUAAGAUGAAAAUUUGAAUUCUCAUUUGUUGCCCCUAUUCAUUUCCUACAGAAGUAGUGGGGAGAAGUUGAUCAAUCAAGCAAAUUCAUCUAGUGUGAUCAUGUCUGUAAUUCUCAUGACCACUCUGUUUUACAAAGCAUUGAUAUUACAAGGAGAAAUUUGAUGCUGAUCACUCUUAGGGCUUAAGGGUUAACUUUUCUAGAGGAUGUGAUCUUGAACGCAAAGGUGAUAAAUUUUAUCGUAUCUAUUUGAGCUUAAAGUCGUCUCAUGUAAACAGCAAACAAAAAAAAUAAAAAAUAAGGGGUAGAUCGGACAAAAUGUACGUCUUUGCGAGUUGUGAACGAUACACUGAGUCAAGGCAAAAUAUUUAAGUGUGCAGGUGGGAAUUGGAAUGGUUUCAUAAUCAAGCAAGGUGACGGAGGUUCUUAAACCUCUUAAACGGAAAUUAGGGAUAAGUUCCCCUUAAAGUCAUUGUCCAAGUUUUUAAAACCUUGCGGGCAUGGAAAAGAAUUGGAGCAGUCACGUUCAAAAGAAUAAAAACAUCAUAAAAUUUACAUAAAAUAAAAUUACCCCAGUGUUCUUCAUUUUAAAUUCAGCAGCUGUACGUUAAACUGCACGGUUUUAAAAAUAGGGGAUAAUUUUUACACUGUGGCCAAGCACUGGGCAUUCUGUUCAGUAGAAAUUAAGGGAAGGUCAUUCGCAUAAAAUAAAAGGAAUCGGUGCGCUUAAAAAAAAUACUCUCUUGAUUCGGUCAACAAUACUAGAAAGAUGGGCUGGCGAAUUUAAGAAAAAAGAACGAUGGUCGUACGUUUUAAUAACCCGCUUUAAUUCGUUGGUUAAUAUCAACGAUCAAAUAUAGUGAGAGCAGAUGACACAAAGAUAGUGAAAAUCUUGCUAAAAGAAAUUGAGGCAGAACCAUUUUAUAAUCUUUAAGGAAUUUGUUGCCCAGGGCUCCAACGUAUUUUCUUUGGAGAAGAUUGAAUAAAGGUGUUUUUUUUUUUUAAAAAAUAGUACUGCAAAGGGCAUUUUCCCUUGUGGUAUCUGAUUUAACUUCCCUUUUGCCUCUUUGAAAUUAUUACGGGUGAAACAUCCGUCAGGAAAAAUGGUCGUAUUAAUCCGUUUUGACAAGAACAUGUAAUUAUAAGCCAGCUAUAUAUAUAGCCUAAAUUUCGAAGUCUAUAGGCUGUUGAGCUUCGUUUCUUUCACAAUGAAUUUGAAAACGGCUUUAUAUUUUACAACAAACAGAUGUUUUACAACGGACAAAAAAGAUCUCAAAAACUGGUUUCACGCCAACAUGCUGAUCAUCUUUUAUCAGUUGUACUAGCAGUUAAAGAAUAAACGCCUACGGUUUAAACUUUUCAGGCGCUUUUAAGAAUAAGGCAAUUGUCAAUCGCCCAAAGUCGGCUAUUCAUUAUGGCUGAUAUAAUUGAGAAAUAUAGGGGCUCUUUGGUCAGAUAAUUUUUAAUUUAACAAUUUAAAGUCAGUUUUUUAUCUCCAUUGAUAACAAAGUAGAUGAACAAAGAAAGGACGCCAACUCAACCUCUCCAUAGAAUGAAUUAAAUUGUGGAAAAACUGCAUCAAAUUUAUUCUUGUAAAAUGGAUAAAGAAGAAUGCAGUAUUUUUUUCUUUCCUUAUUUUAAAAUUAAAUUUUGGAACUUUUUAUUGUUGUCGUUUAACAGACGUGCUUUUUAUUCAAAACAAGCAGGAUAUAAUGUUGAAAAGGGCCUCUGGUGUUGAUUUCGUACUCAGGGUUACCUGUCAUAGUUCAACCAUUGGACGUUAAGGCAAACUGAUACCCCACGGUGUAACCAGGAACACAAAACCUAGGAGAUCCUUCAGUUCCUUCAGUUCGAGGCUAUUAAACGUAUCCGUGGGCGUUGGAUAUCUUUCAAGCGAAAUGAUGUGAAAUGGGCCUUGCUAACAUAUGUCUGCUGCACUUUAUCUCUUAACUGUAGACAUGCCCCCUAGCUAGAUUUCAUAAUCAAUCCAGUUAAAUUAUCAUCAUUAAUUGGCCCUUUUCUGAUCUUACUCGUCCUUGCAAGAAACCUUGACCUGUAUGGUUUAAAGGCUGAGAGUUAUCUGGCACAAAAAAAAUACCCGAGGUUCUCCAAGGCUUGCAUUGGUCUUAAAAUAUAGACUACAUUUAUAGGUAUGCCCCGGCGCUAACUAAAAGAAAUUACCGUCUUUUAGGGAAAAGGUCAUUCGUAUCUUUCCUGGAAACAAUGAACAACUUGAAUUCCUCAACUCUUUACAGGAUAACCAAGACCUUGAGGUGAACGAAGUCAUUUAACAUUUAUUUAUUUACUAAUUUGUCAUAAGCAUUUUUUGGCUCCAAAUCUUGUUACUAAGGAGUGAAUAAACAAAUACUUGUCUAACAUUGCCUUUAAAGUUGUACAUCCCUAGUUUAUGCUUUAGUUGAAGCUAUUGAUAUACAGUCGACUCUCUAUUAACGGACACCUCUAUAAGACGGACACCUCUGUAAAACUGACACCUAGAGUUGGUCCCUGCCUUUCUUUACUCCUUUUAUUUGACUCUUUAUAAGACGGACAUCUCUCUAAGACGGACACCUAGAGCUGGUCCUUGCCUUUCUUUACUCCCUUUAUUUGACUCUCUAUAAGACGGACAUCUCUCUAAGACGGACACCUAGAGUUGGUCCCUGCCUUUCUUUACUCCUUUUAUUUGACUCUCUAUAAGACGGACACCUCUCUAAGACGGACACUUAGUGCCGGUCCCAAAGGUGUCCGUCUUAGAGAGGGUUGACUGUAUAGCUACAACUUAAAUUACCCAACAGUGUUCGCUCCCAUUGACUACUUGAGGUCAUUUGACCACCUUUGCAUGAUUAAACAAUGCAACUCUAAUUUCCUGUGAGUGGAAACACUGAGCGACGUCAAUCCAUUCGUGGAAGACCUAAAUAUAAUGCCAUGGAACACUUCACAAUCUCUCUGUCAUCAUGAUAACACAUUGCUACCAUGUCUCGAAUUAUUUAUUGUCUUUUUUCUUAAGCUUAAUUUUGAAUGACCAACCAUUAAAGUCUCUCCGCGUACUUAUUUGUUUAGCUUUUGUUUGUUUCCAUUCUGUAGCUGGACUUCUGGAAAGCUCCUCAUAAAGUUGGCCUUGCUGUUGAUAUUCACGUGACUGAGCAUGCGUACAAGAUUCUCGCAGUGCAGCUGAACAAGAAAAGUAUUCAGUUUCAAAUUGUCAUUUUUGAUGUAGAGAAGUUGAUGGACGAGGAAAAUGCCGUACAGACACGAGGAAUGUUGGUCAGCUUUUACAGCAAAUAUCAUCCAUUGCCCGAGGUAAUACGACAUUUAUCUGCUAAUUAAAUGGUUUGUGUCUGCUAGGCCGCGUUGCAGCUAUCCUGCGCAUCGUCUAAGCCGUAUACAAGCGGUGUAGAGGGUCUGUGACGCAGGUUAAUGUCUGCCCGCAGCAUAGGGAAUGAAGGAACGGAAGAUACUUCACCAAACUACGGUUACCAAACUCCGUGCUAUGGCCAUUACCUUACGCGUGCGUACAGCAAUAUCCCAUCAUCAGAGCCACUGUUUUGCCCUCAUUAGGGCUCAUCGGCAGGGCAUGGCUGUCAAGCCCCUAAACCACCAAAAGGCCGUGCUCAGAUGCCUUUUACUUUCGAGACGACUACAGAAUUUGGUGAUGUGUGCUUACUUGCUGACUUUGGUCUGAGUGAUUAAAUCAAACCACAACAUGCAGACUAAACGUGCUAUUAGAAGUGUAACUUUUACAUUAUAAGGUCAUUUUUGAUUUAUGAAAUAAAAUGUCGAGGUGGAUCUCGCGCAAAUGCGUGCUUAAGGUCAUUAUUCCAGGCGGCAAUAAAUCCCAAUCUUACGGGCUGCGGGCUUAACCCUCUUGGGAUUUCUGCAUUUAAGGCCUAAAAACAAUGAUGCAAAAACGAAACGAAUUAUCCUUGAAAUGUGGUAUUCAUGGCGCGUACAUUCUUUAAACUAUGCAUUAACUGAAAACGGUUAAUUAAUAAAACUCUAGAUCGAGGAGGAGAUGCGAAACCUAGUAAACCAGAAUCCCAGGAUGGCGAGAUUGUUCAGUGUGGGAAGAUCAUAUGAGGGUAGAGAACAACGGGCUAUUGAGGUAAUUAUGAAUACCAUACACUACAGUUUUCUUUGAUUAUAUUAAUAUUUUUCCAACUACAACUGUAUGUGCUUUUUCAUCUUAACUGCAUUGAUUUAAACUGAAGUGAGGCUAAAUGUAUAAAUUCCUCCGGUUAAUAAUGAAAUUGGAUGGAUUCACUGACUGAAGAUACAAAUGUAAAUUCUGUAUAACAAGGCAAGCAUACAAACAGAAAACACGUUUUGUCGGCGUAGGACUACAAGAUGCUUUGAUGUGCAUGUGUAACUAGAGUUGGUUGAAUUUGCAUUAACAAUUUUAUUUUAGCAAACAAGUUUCGGCAGAGACCUCUCCCUUCUUCAGUGCUUUGAUAUUGAGUUUGCUCUAAAAAGCUAAUUAAAUUUUGCGUUUAAGGCGUUGUCCUUUUCUGACUUUUGCUUGUAUUUUAGCUGAAAGGCAAACCAAGACCAAACAAAAAGACUUUCUUUAUGAAUUGUGGAAUCCACGCACGAGAAUGGGUUUCGCCGGCAACCUGCAUGUACAUCAUAAAACAGGUGGGUGAAAAUUAGUCAACACAUCCACUCCUUGAGGACUGCGAAAGUUAAGCCACGGCGAAACUUCGAACUUUUCAUGAGGCGAACCAGCUCUGAUUUGGGUCGACCUAAAUUAAGUUGUAAGAUCGUCCGUUGGGUCAGAUGUCGAACUGAGGAAGCUUCGGAACCAAUCAACUAAAUAAGACCAAAAAGCAAUUUUUGGUGGCCAGCGGGUGUUAAUUAAUUAAUUUUCUCCCGAACGAGAACGAGGCUAAAUAUACAUUGUCAUACAAAAUUGUUAAUUUAUUAGUUUACUUGGUCGCUCGUGAAGAUCGACGUUUGUCCCGGAGACGAUCUUCAGACGUUCUAACAGGGGCACCCAACGAGAGUAUAGUUCAAAACCACUUAAACAUAGCUUGUUAAACGUAUUUUAGUAUUUAAACGGUAGAUAUAGGCAUAUUUUAUCCCCUAAAAAUUUUUCAUCUGUUCGGAUUUCUUAGCUGAAAGUCUAGUGAUCCGAAAAUUAUAGGGAUCAAAACUUACCUUUUCGAAAGUUUUAGCCAGAAAAAAGACUCCCGAAAAUUCUAGGUGACCUUUUUAGGGUAAAAAUCCGUUAAAAAUGGGCAAUUAUACCAUUUUAUUAAAAGUUCGAAAACCUUAGGAGAGGUAAACAAGCAAGAAUUUUACCAAAAAAUGUUCCGAAAAUUCUAGAUCUCAAAUCGUCUUCUGAACAGAUAUUUUCCGAACAUUGACGUUGGGUGCUCCUGGUUCUAUAAGUCUGAAGCAGACAUAUAAAGCGUGUUGGACGAUCCAAACUCAUUCAGACGAACGUAACUGAGCCAGACGUCGAACUUUUCAUGCGUUUGGCAUAGGCCUUAGACACCCACCAUUUCUGCCUUACUUCUGCUAUAACUGCACUAAUAAAUUAAAAUGCUUCAUGGUCUUAGAUAGCCAAACUAGACCUCUGAACGCGUUGAUUAGCCUGUUUGUGUUCAGCGGUUUAAACGUUAAAAUAAAUAGAUUGGGAUCAACUCUGCAUUAUCCACAAAUUCUCCAGAAUGAUUUCAAUACAUUUCCUUAAAUAAUUAGUUGAGAGAACUUGAUAAAUGAUCUAAGCAGUUUCCCUUUGGUGAUCAAUUUAUUAUUUGUCAUAUCAUAAUCUAUUGAUUAUGUAUUGGUAUUGUUAGGAAAAUGAUUGAUGUGGUCACUCCUGGCUUUUUAAGGAUUAAAAUCCAAGUUUACUCAUUCCAAAUAGUUUUAAAAUUAUUACAAGCAAUUUUAUGCCUGAGUUCUAAGACAAGUUGUUUAAAAAAUGAGGGAAACAGGACCCACCCAUCGUUAAACUGAGUAAACAAAGAUUUACAAAAAGGGGAGAAUAUAAAAAGUUGAAUUCUUCAGUUAAAUCUGCGUCACACAUUUAUAUUUACUUUUUAAAUGUCGUUAGAUCGUGUCCAAAUACGGAAGAGACAGCAGCGUGACAGAAAUGUUGGACAAGAUGGAUUUCGUUAUCAUGCCAGUCUUGAAUGUUGAUGGCUAUGUGUUUACAUGGAAUAAGGUACAAGUAAUGGCUAGAAACCAAUUCAUUUUAACCCUUUCACUGCCAGAGAGGAUUAUGGAGGUUUGUAAGGUGCCCGAACCUCCAUAACGGAAAAGCACAAAUACAAAGUAAGUUUGACGAAUAGGUGUUCUUUAAUCUCACCCCGCAUUCAGCAUAAAGUUGUUCGUCUUGUAGCACUAACUGUAUUCGCCGUAGGUUUCUGAUUACUUAGUUUCUUACAAUAAAACUUUCGAUAAGAGAUAGUCCGUCAGCACUCUUUCACUACUUGUGCGUCAACUUUCCCAAAUGUGUUAGCGUAACAUUUUAAGGUUAAAUUUGACCAGCAUUUUGCGCAGCGAGUUGUAUAUGAUGGUCACGACUUCAAACUAUGUCUUGCAGAAUGAUAUAAAACUAGAGACCACUGAGGCCUAUUUGCUGAACUUAGGGAAAAAUCUGUCCUGGGAUUUCAAAGUUAUUUACAUUUUUUGUAAAAAUGCGGUUUUGAAUCAUUUUGCCGAUAUCUCAAAAGUUUUAACGUGUACAAGAAAAUAGAUAAUAUUUUCUGAAAGUUCGAUCGUUCUUUGUUAAAGAUGCCAAAACUCAUAGAAAUCGGUUUAAUCUUUCCUGCUGAAAAACGCGAAUAAAAAACAUAACCAUCACGUAUAUAGAUAGGUUCGGGCACCUUGAAUGCUCACGAAAAUAAAAGUGUAGUUUUUUGUCGCCCCUGGGAUGUUGUUACCAAUUUACGAUAUUGCGUGGUAACUUCAGCUCCGAUCAAAUUUGUGUGGCAAAAAAACCCGAAAUGUGGUGGGCAGCCGCCUUAUCAAGGUGAUAAACUUGGACAACUUUAAAUUCCAAAUGACGGUCACGUGUGACUGUUUCUGUACCGCUGAAAAAUGAGUUUAUAACGUGUGAUGAAGUUUUGCAUCAAUUCAGGUUUCUAAGAAACUGCCCACCUACCCCUCCCCCCCUCCUCCCAACCCAACAUUUUGCCCUAAGUGAGAAGUAAGUGAUAAUCUUAGCUUAGGGGAGGGGUAGGUGGGUAGUUUUCCAGAAACGUAAAUUGAUCCGAACGCUAUGCACUGACCCUGAGGUUAUGGGCAGUAGUUGCUUUAGUAUUUGGCAUUUAUUUAUGAGUUCCUGUCGCAACUUAAUAGUCCAGCAGAAGAAAUAGAUUUUGGAGGAAGACCCGCAAACCAAACGAGGGAUCAAGCUGUGUUGGGACUGAUCCCAACAGAAACUGGGAUUACAAAUGGGGAUGUAAGUACACUACUUAACCUCCUUAACCGCGGUCGGCAAACGAGAGACAUUUUUGCAACAGCUUUAAAGGGAACCUCCACUUCAACAAAAAGAUAACUUUAAAUCACAGGAAAUAACUGUUACAGUCAAGUCAAUCUAAAAUAUUUUUAAAGAAAGCGUUUGUAUCCGAAAGAAAUAACUUUUAGAUUCGCCUAUUUUUGUUUUCAAAUUUUGCGGGCGUCGCCAUCUUGAAUAAUUGUGACGUGUAAUGGUUGCCCUAUUGUUAUUAAACAAAAGCUCUUUGUGUCAGAACAAUAGAGCAACCGUAACACGUCACAAUUAUUCAAGAUGGCGGCGCCCGCGAAAUUUGAAAGUGAAAAUAAGCGAUUUUAAAAUUCACUUUUCCUGAUAUAAACACUUUUUUUAAGACAAAUUUCGAACAAAUUUGUUUAUCAACAUAAUUUUAUUCGAUUUCAACUUAUUCUGUAGUAAGAGUGGAGGUUCCCUUUAACAAUUAGCAAGUACUUCAAAUCUAAGUUCGUCAUUUUAAAGUUUAAUGUAUUACCACAACGCCGGUAGUUCGACGAGGCCUGCCUGAGGUCUUUUUCACAAGACAUCGCGGCGGCCAUAUUGGUGUACCAAACAAUGGAACGGCGGCCAUUUUGGUGAAUCAAACCAAUCCUGUGGGAAUUGAACUCUUUAAUUAUGUAAAGACUUCUUUGUUCCAAGAAAUUUGCAUAGCCACGGAUCGCUUAAGUGAAAAUGAUAUCAGUUCUAUUAUACGUGAUGUGCAAAAUUUUCAAUUUUUACCUUAAUUUUGUUAGGUUUGCUCAUAUCACAGUUUAUUUAUUCUGCAUUUUAUUUACUUUCUUUCCUUCUCGAAGCUCUAAACGUGUUUACAGUCAACUCCCGUUGUUACAGAUGCGAUGAAAUAAUCCUCUUUUGAUACGGACAACUUGCUAAUAGCCAUUUUGAGGACGAAGCUAAGUCGAAUUGUAUCUUGGGAUUAUUGGGGGGAGGGGUUUUUGCCCCCAGUUUCCCGCGCGACUUUGCAAUAGCCAAUGAUAGAGGCGAUAGCGUCCGUCAAACAUUCCCAUAGUGCAUUUCGACACGGCACCGACUCAGUUCCAAGCUCAACCUCAAAAUGGCAAAUAAAGGUCAAUCAAGGUCCUAGGGAUGCAGUUGACUAUACCGCAUUUCGUUAUCUAUAGUACCAGGUGCCAGUAGCAGUCCCUGUAACGACGCUUAUCGUGGAACACAUGCAUUCUCCGAGGUGGAAGUCAGAAAUGUGGCAAAUUACUUAAAAAGAGCAAGCAGAUCAGGCAAAAUUGCUGGUUAUAUGGAUGUUCACGCCUAUAGUCAGCUCUGGAUGAUCCCCUGGGGAUAUACCAGGACACCAACUAGUGACCACGAAGAGCUGGUAGGACUUGGCACCUUUUUAUCCAUUUCGCUGUACAUGUUUGUUCAGUUUAGCGAAAUUGUGUGGAUUUAAUGGGCUGGAGAUGUGAUUUGAUUGCCAUGACAAUCGCCAAAAAUCGGCUGCAUUUCUUCUCUGGUGCUUUUGACAAAACAUGACGAUGUUAUAAAGUACUAGCAGAAACCAUGCCUUAUUUAUUCAUUUAUUUAUUUAUUUAUUUAUUUAAUCCAUUUUUCUCCUUCUAUAGAUGAGAGUGAGCAAAUCCGCUGUUACUGCGAUAAGGAACGCUGGUUACAGAACUUACUACAGAUAUGGGCCAUCAUCUGUCAUAAUAUGUAAGGAAUAUAUUUGCGGAGCCUGUUACAGGCUAUCAAUUAUAGUUGGAAGGAACGAACAGAAAAACGAACGCGCAAAGUUCGCUUUUCCUUUUCGCUCGUCGCCAUUGUCUGGAACAGGCUACUUUUAUUUCAACUGUCAUUGUUAGUAAUAUGGGCCUCAAGGGAACAAUUAGUAACUCAUCACAUUGUCAUCUAUUAUUUUUGAUUAGUAAAACAAUGAGCUUUCCGCGUUAAGCCUUGUCGUUUAAGAUGAGUGAAUCUGAAUUUAUUCAGCAAAUUCACGAACCAAAGGCCCAUAUAUCACAACCGCUAUUCCUGAAUGUUUCUUAUCUUCGGGUUUAAAUUGCAGAUCAAAAUUCUGGUGGAAGCAAAGAUUACACAUAUGGUGAACUGAAAAUCAAGUAUUCUUUCGCGCUUGAGCUAAGGGACAGAGGGCGUUACGGCUUCCUGCUACCAGCAAAUCAGAUCGUACCGACUGCGAUGGAGACAUUUGAGGGAAUCAAGGCAAUGGCAAGAGAAAUGAGGAUCUAAUGAGCUUUAAGCUGUUCGAAAAUAACCCAGUAUUUUGAAUAGAUUGUCUAUUUUAGUCAAAAUCCAGUAAUAAAGGGUUACUCUGCAGAGAAAAAAUAACGAUUAUGAAGUAUUCCCUUUUUUAUUUCUUCUUUUGACUUAUUAUUGACACACGCCGCACUGAAACAUUAA